Thyridium curvatum is the source of this 2721-nucleotide messenger RNA. RefSeq lists its product as uncharacterized. NCBI's taxonomy places the organism in Eukaryota, Fungi, Ascomycota, Sordariomycetes, Thyridiales, Thyridiaceae. The record is from RefSeq and is a predicted model, not a curated record. The transcript has 10 exons. Gene Ontology annotation, molecular function: DNA binding; zinc ion binding. Gene Ontology annotation, biological process: DNA-templated transcription. The coding region runs from base 1 to 2721 and encodes 906 amino acids.
AUGCGUGACGACAACGACCCAUCCUGCGAUACUGCCGACCCGGUUCCUUAUGAUGGAACAGAAGUUGCGGGCCGAUCGAGUUUGUACGUAGGUACUAGUAGCGACCAAGAUGUGUAUCUACUGAGACACCUGCCGUUUGACGAGAGGGCUAGCUUUGGCCACCGAAACUGGCGGGUGUGGAAGAUCCUUGCUGACGAGAAGACACCGGCCUACUUCACGUCGUAUCCAAACACACUGCUCGAUGUCGAUUCUGGGCUGUAUGAUCUGGAAGCAGUCGACGCCUUGGUCAGUCCGCAUCAGUCGCAGCUUUUGACUCUCUACUAUGCAUAUAUCCACCCCAGCCUGCCCAUCUUAGGCAGUAGGCCGCACUUGGAGGCUGCAAUCGCAUCGAGAACGGUCCCCACGUCUUUGGCAGCAGCCGUAUACUGCUCCGCGAUGGAAUUCGCGAAAGAGACUCCGGUCCUCCAAGAAAUGGCAGAAAAGGCAAUACAACCGCUGCGUGAUAUUGCGUUUGCUAGGAUGAUACUGGAAACGAGAACCCCGUCGCUUCAAACCAUACAGGCCAUGUUGCUGUACAUGCAGUUACCGCCUCUGCGGGUUCGAGAACCUAAUCAUCCUGGUUUCUGGACACUGACAUCCCAGCUCGUGGGUCUUGCCCAAGAAACAGGUCUACAUGUAGACCCUACGGAAUGGAAUAUCUGCUCGGUGGAGCGGCGAAAGCGCCGUGUCCUAUGGUGGGCCGUAUACAUGCACGAUAAAUGGCUGGCCCACUGGCUGGGACGGCCUAGUCAUAUCGACGACAGACAGUUUAGCGUUUCUCCGUUGGGCAUUGAAGACUUUAGUGAACUGCUCUCACCACCCGUAGACGAGCGCCUCUCCCAUUUGGUCACGUCCUUCGUGAUGCUUUCGAGAUUGACCAUCUGCUUGUCGAGCGUUCUCGACAACUUCUACACCAUUCGCCAUGGACCGAGCGAUAUGCCCCCUGAAGAGGCUCUGUCACGUGCUAGCAUCUGCCAGCAGCAGCUGAAAGGGUGCCUUGAGCAACAAGGAUCUGUCCUUCUGCGCCCAAGUAGAUGCAUCAAUGCUGACCAGCACGCCGUCAAAGAUUACGCUUUCGUCUUUGCAUAUUAUGGCAUCGCAGUUUCCAUCCAACGAGCACUCUUUGCCUGUGUUGGCGGGACUUCUUAUUACGACGUUGGAAAGGAGACAUUUCUUUUUGAAGAUCUGUUUCAAGUCUUUGAGGACUUGCUUCAAUACCAAAACAUCGAUGGACUUUGGCUAAGUUACACCAAAUCCAACAUUGCUAUUAUAGUCAUUGGCAAUAUGUCUCCUCAUAAGGUUGAGUACGAGCAGGCUCACUACCCGUGCCCUUUACUCGAAGAAAAGUACUCAAAGUUAAAACAGGCCCUUGUCAAGCCAGAAAACCGGGAGCGACUGGUCGAGUCGUACCAACGACUGACCAAGGCUCUGGCAGUCGAGGCAGAGAGGAUUGCCACACUUGGUCCCAAAGCCAUCCCAGAGAUCGCCUUUGCUGACAUUGAGACCAAUGGCGACCGCCUUCCCGAUGGUUUGGCCGAGACUGUGCGGCAAACAGGUUGCUUGAUCAUCCGUGGGGUAGUGCCUGAAAAGCAAGCCUCGGACUGGGAAGAAGAGCUUCGAUCAUACACCAAGAAGCACCCCAGGGUCGCGGGAUUCCCGAAGCAUGACCCUCAAAACUUCAGUCUCUUCUGGACACGACCUCAGGUCCAGAUACGCAGCCAUCCACGAGUACUCAAGGCCAUGGAGGCCAUGAGCAAGCUAUGGCAUGUGAGCAAAGAUGGCGCUCUUUUCGACAUGUCUAGCCAGGCCGCGUACGCCGACAGGUUUCGCAUCCGUCACCCAUCGCCUAUCUGUUUCCAAGACGAGGAGUAUUCUCUCAAUGCUCAUCAAGACAGUGGUGCUAUCGAGCGUUGGGAGGAUCCAGCCUAUCGGGCAUGUUACCAGGAGGUCUUCGAAGGCCGCUGGGAAGACCACGAUCCGUGGAACGCAGACCACCGAUCAGAUGCGAAGACAGACUUGUAUGCGACCGGAAUGUCAAACUCUGUCUUCCGCUCGUUUCAAGGCUGGCUUAGCCUCUCGCACACCGGCACUGGCGAGGGCACCCUCCGCCUGCUCCCAGAGCUCAAGCUUACUACAGCCUACCAGCUCCUGCGCCCCUUCUUCAUCCUGGACGAAACGUUCGACGACAUGACGCCCCUCUUCCCCGGUGCGACGCCGGGUUCGCUGCAGUUUUACCCGACGCGGGAGCUUCACCCGCACCUCGCAAUGGAGAAGAGCAUGGUCGGCAUCCCUCCCGUCAGGCCCGGCGACUACGUCUUCUGGCACUGCGACGUCGUGCACGAGGUCGACAAGUUCCACCCGGGCGAGCGCGACUCGUCGGUCGUGUACAACGGCUGCGCGCCGCUGUGCCCCUACAACCUCGAGAACAUGAUGGACAUGCGCCGCGCCUUCCUCGAGGUCGGCAUCCCGCGAGAUUACGUCAAGUAUGAGCACGGCGAGCUGGAGAGGGAGCACGCAGACCACGGCGCGAGGCGCGAGAAUGUGCUGUCACUGGCGGGUUUGCGUGCGCUGGGCCUGGAGCCGUUUGACGAGGACGAAGAGGGGCUGGGGUCGGGCCAGAGGGAGAUGAGGAGGAUGGCUAAUGAAAGGCUUGGGUUCUUUAGUGCUGGUGCGCAGGGUUAG